Brienomyrus brachyistius is the source of this 4988-nucleotide messenger RNA. RefSeq names its product scavenger receptor cysteine-rich type 1 protein M130-like. The coding region runs from base 54 to 4571 and encodes 1505 amino acids. Lineage: Eukaryota; Metazoa; Chordata; Actinopteri; Osteoglossiformes; Mormyridae. The transcript is spliced from 22 exons. Gene Ontology annotation, cellular component: membrane. The record is from RefSeq and is a predicted model, not a curated record.
GAGAGCUCAGAGGUGAAGGUUGGAGUCUCAGCUCUGGGGAGAGCUGGUUUGUCAUGAUGAAGAUGAAGAUGAAGAUCUGCCUGUUCAUCCUCCCUCUCUCAUGCCUGCUUCUGCUCACCACAGCCACUCAUCGAGAGGUCAGACUGGUGCAAGGUGCACACCAGUGUGCUGGGAGAGUAGAGAUGAAGCAUGGAGAUACCUGGGGCACAGUGUGUGAUGCUGACUUUGACCUACAUGAUGCAGGGGUUGUUUGUCGGCAGCUGGGCUGUGGGAUCCCUGUGGAGGUGCUGGGGGGGGCUGCGUUUGGGAAGGGGGGCAACCAGGUGUGGAGAGAGGAGAUCCAGUGUAGAGGGAAUGAAUCUCAUAUUUCCUUCUGCCCAAAAUCACCCUCAAAGACAGAGAACUGCUCCCAUGAUAAUGAUGUGGGACUGGUGUGUUCAGGGUACACAGACUCCAGGCUGGUGGGCGGCCCUGACUCCUGCUCCGGGAGGGUGGAGCUGCAGUACCUCAGUGAGUGGGGGACAGUGUGUGAUGCAUCCUGGGAUAUGAGAGCAGCCAGUGUCCUCUGUCGGCAGCUGCAGUGUGGGGGCGCUGUGGCAGUGCCAGGACAGGCCUGGUUUGGAGAGGGGAGGGGCCGCAUCUGGACUGAUGUGUUUGAGUGCCAGGGGAAUGAGACACACCUUUCCCAGUGUACUGUGUCCUCAUGGAGUCGAGCUGCAUGCUCUCAUGGACGGGAUGCAGGAGUCAUCUGCGAUGGGUCUAAAUCUCUCUCAGCCCUCAAUGGGACAGUACGACUGUCUGGAGAGAGUGGCUGUGAAGGUCAGGUGGAAGUUUACUACCAGCUGACCUGGAGCAGAGUUCCCAUGGACUCCUGGAGCUUCAGGGAGGCCUCUGUAGUUUGCAGGCAGCUGGGCUGUGGCUCUGCAGUGAGGCUGAACAGCUCCUCCCUGUCUGGGACAGGGGACAGUGAUGCGUGUCUGACAGGGUAUCAGUGCUCUGGGAAUGAAUCUCACCUGGUGAACUGCAGUGAUCCACAGAGACUGAGCUGCAGCUCUGGUCCACAGGUGUCCAUAGAGUGUUCCAGUCACAGGUCCAUCAGGCUGAUGGGUGAUGCUGGGGGCUGUGCAGGGAGGCUGGAGGUGCUCCACCAGGGCUCCUGGGAGACAGUGUGUGGAGACUCCUGGGACCUGAAGGAUGCUGAGGUGGUGUGCAGACAGCUCCAGUGUGGGACGGCUCUCAGUGACCCAGUGCCCACCUUCUUUGGACCAGGAACUGGUUCCAUCUGGCUGAAUGAGGUGGACUGUGAGGGAAAUGAGACGUCUCUGUGGGACUGUCCUUCAGCACCGAGGGAACAGAAUGACUGUGUCCAUAAAGGCGUAGGAGUUAUGUGUUCAGAAUACAAACAAAUCAGGCUGGCUGAUGGCUGCUCUGGGCAGUUGGAGGUUUUCUACAAUGGCACCUGGGGAAAUGUGUGCUUCAAUCAAAUGGACACGUACACAGUCAGUAUGAUAUGUCAACAUCUCAACUGUGGGAAGAGUGGGACUGUUUAUAACUCAUGGUCUCGGCUGAAAGGAGCUCCGAACUGGCUUGAUAACCUGAAAUGUCGCCCACAUGACUCUGCACUGUGGCAGUGCCCGUCUUCUAACUGGGGAGACAAUAAAUGUGAGGAAGGUGAAGUGGCUCAGAUCACCUGUGAAAACAGUCAUGUGAGGCUGGUGGUUGGUGACAGUCCUUGUGCUGGCAGAGUGGAGGUUCUUCAUCAAGGAGAGUGGGGCACAGUGUGUGAUGAUUUCUGGGGUAUGGAGGAUGCUGCAGUGGUGUGUAGGCAGAUGUUCUGUGGAGAUGCUGUAGCAGCACUAGGGGAAGCUCACUUUGGAGCAGGAACAGGGAGGAUCUGGAUGGAUGACGCGGCCUGUAAUGGAUCAGAGUCGACACUGAAGGACUGUGGACACAGAGGAUGGGGAGUUAAUGACUGUGGUCAUGAUGAGGAUGCUGGAGUCGUCUGCUCAGAUCAUCGAGAGGUCAGGCUGGUGCAAGGUGCACACCAGUGUGCUGGGAGAGUAGAGCUGAAGCAUGGAGAUACCUGGGGCACAGUGUGUGAUGCUGACUUUGACCUACAUGAUGCAGGGGUUGUUUGCCGGCAGCUGGGCUGUGGGAUCCCUGUGGAGGUGCUGGGGGGGGCUGCGUUUGGGAAGGGGGGCGACCAGGUGUGGAGAGAGGAGAUUCAGUGUAGAGGGAAUGAAUCUCAUGUUUACUUCUGCCCAAAAUCACCUUCAAAGACAGAGAACUGCUCCAAUGAUAAUGAUGUGGGACUGGUGUGUUCAGGGUACACAGACUCCAGGCUGGUGGGCGGCCCUGACUCCUGCUCCGGGAGGGUGGAGCUGCAGUACCUCAGUGAGUGGGGGACAGUGUGUGAUGCAUCCUGGGAUAUGAGAGCAGCCAGUGUCCUCUGUCGGCAGCUGCAGUGUGGGAGCGCUGUGGCAGUGCCAGGACAGGCCUGGUUUAGAGAGGGGAGGGGCCGCAUCUGGGCUGAUGUGUUUGAGUGCCAGGGGAAUGAGACACACCUCUCCCAGUGUGCUGUGUCCUCAUGGAGUCGAGCUGCAUGCUCUCAUGGACGGGAUGCAGGACUUAUCUGUGAUGGGUCUAAAUCUCUCUCAGUUCUCAAUGGGACAGUAAGACUGUCUGGAGAGAGUGGCUGUGAGGGUCAGGUGGAGGUUUACUACCAGCUGACCUGGAGCAGAGUUCUCAUGGACUCCUGGAGCUUCAGGGAGGCCUCUGUGGUCUGCAGGCAGCUGGGCUGUGGCUCUGCAGUGAGGCUGAACAGCUCCUCCCUGUCUGGGACAGGGGACAGUGAUGCGUGUCUGACAGGGUAUCAGUGCUCUGGGAGUGAAUCUCACCUGUUGAACUGCAGUGAUCCACAGAGACUGAAUUGCAGCUCUGGUCCACAGGUGUCCAUAGAGUGUACUAAGCACAGGUCCAUCAGGCUGGUAGGUGAUGCCGGGGGCUGUGCAGGGAGGCUGGAGGUGCUCCACCAGGGCUCCUGGGAGACAGUGUGUGGAGACUCCUGGGACCUGAAGGAUGCUGAGGUGGUGUGCAGACAGCUCCAGUGUGGGACGGCUCUCAGUGACCCAGUGCCCACCUUCUUUGGACCAGGAACUGGGUCCAUCUGGCUGAAUGAGGUGGACUGUGAGGGAAAUGAGACAUCUCUGUGGAACUGUCCUUCAGCACAGAGAGGACAGAAUGACUGUGUCCAUAAACAGGACAUAGGAGUUGUGUGUUCAGAAUAUAAAGAGAUCAGACUGGCUGAUGGCUGCUCUGGGCAGUUGGAGGUUUUCUACAAUGGCACCUGGGGAAAUGUGUGCUUCAAUCAAAUGAACACAAACACAGUCAGUCUGAUAUGUCAACAUCUCAACUGUGGGAAGAAUGUGACUGUUUCUUACUCAUGGUCUCGGCUGAAAGGAGCUCCGAACUGGCUUGAUAACCUGAAAUGUCGCCCACAUGACUCCACACUGUGGCAGUGCCCGUCUUCUAACUGGGGAGACAAUAAAUGUGAGGAAGGUGAAGUAGCUCAGAUCACCUGUGACGGAUGUUCUGCUGCUGCCAAGGACAGACCAUGUUCACGCCACCCCCCCAUGAGACUGCAGGGCAACAGUAGCGAGUGCUCAGGGAGGGUGGAGCUGUGGCAUAACAGCUCUUGGGGGACGGUCUGUGACGACUCCUGGGACCUGAGAGACGCCCAGGUGGUCUGCAGACAGCUGGGCUGUGGGACAGCACUGGAGGCUCAUGGGAACUCUGCCUUUGGACGAGGAACUGGCACCAUUUGGCUGAAUGAGGUGAACUGCAGGGGUGAUGAGCUCCACCUGUGGGACUGUCCUCACUCUCUUCAGGAGCAGAGUUGCUGCCACCACAAGGAGGAUGCUGGUGUUACCUGUGCAGGUUCAUCGCUGAUUAAGGCCACUACAGGGAUUCCAGCAGCAUCUACAACAACAAAAGAAGUUCCUCCUUCAGCUGUACUGUCCCAGCAAGUCCCAUCUAGUCCUAUUGCCAUCUUCCUGGUACUGGGAGCUUUUCUCCUUCUGCUGCUGGUGAUAAUAGCUGUCCAGUUGUACCAGAACAGAAUGCUGAAGAGAGCUCUGUACCAGGAUCUCAGCCCUCUGUACGAGGGUCUCACCACUGUGCAUGAGACUGUUUAUGAGGAGAUAGAGUACAAUCUGACCAGUUGGACACCCUACAGAGCCCCUCGAAAGAGAAGUGUCCUCACUGAGGAGCUGCCCUCUGGGUAUGAAGAUGUGGAGGACAGUGAAGGAGACCCUCUCUCAGGGGAUCUGGUGAUAAACAACAUUUCAGAAGAUUAUGAUGAUGCGGGUUCUGUUGGGCAGGACUUGGGAAAUUUGUUUGGUUCAGGGUUGAUGGUGACAGGAGACACACCAGAGGACUAUGGUGAUGCUGAGUUUAUAGAGCAGAGCCCACAUGUUUUACCAGGUGUGAGAGGCUCGACCACACUGCCCCCUGGGGAGGGCCCCCAUGGACCAGACCAGACUGACUAUGAUGAUGUGGGGAAGAUUAUGUAGGAUCUUUGGGACUGAAAGAAGAAGCCUCUUCGUGUUUGAAGAAGCUUCUCUCCAAAAGUUCAUGAAGUUGUUUUUCAAAUGAGCUUCAUGUUAUACAGCAGCACCUGCCACAUCACCAUUCCUAUUCACAUAAUAUACAUUUUUAAGGUUUUAGGGUUAAGGUUUUUUUAUAUUAUUACUUAAGGUAAAUGUCAUUUCAUAAGAUAUUCUCAUACAUAAAUAAAAAUAUGACUUCUCAGCUGUUCAAGUGUAAAAUAUAUUUUCCAAAUUUUGAUCACUGCAGAAUUUUAUUUAUGAUUGCAGUAUGUUUCUUUCCUUUACUUGAUUAUAUUUCGAAAUUAAACUUGUGAAUUGCACAUGUUGAGAAAUGUUUGCCUCUAUAAAUACUGUGGAAAUUUAAAAAUAAAAUGUUACAAA